Molecule: messenger RNA, 12244 nt
Organism: Taeniopygia guttata (zebra finch)
Lineage: Eukaryota; Metazoa; Chordata; Aves; Passeriformes; Estrildidae
Gene: MTMR7
Product: myotubularin related protein 7
Biological process (GO): phosphatidylinositol dephosphorylation
Cellular component (GO): cytoplasm
Molecular function (GO): phosphatidylinositol-3-phosphate phosphatase activity; phosphatidylinositol-3,5-bisphosphate phosphatase activity
Source: RefSeq, a predicted model, not a curated record
ACAGAGCUCUCUUUAUGCUCCGGAUCUUAUCUCCGCUGAAGAAAGGGCAGGGCGAUGUACGGCUCGCUAAGCCAGCAGGCCGUGCGGGCGGCGCGCCGGUGCCCGCGGGGCGGCGGUGCGGGAGCGGCGGUGCGGGAGCGGCGGUGCGGGAGCGGCGGGCGCGGAGCAUCCCCGCGGCCGGGGCGGCAUGGCAGCUGCGGGAGGUGGAGCCAGCCGCUGACCUGCCGGCAUCGCCGCACGGGCGCAUCUUCUGCCGCCAAUAAACCCUCCCUUCUUCCUUCCCAUCCGCGCCGGAAAACGCCAGGAAAACAUAAAAUGCAAAUAUAUUAUUAAAAAAAAAAAUCUUUUCCGCAGCAGGGCCGGAGGAAGGCGGGGAGGGCAGGUGCGCAGGGCGCCUCCGCCGGCGGCGGGCGGUGCGUGAGGAGCUCGGCGGGCGCUGCCGCCAUGGAACACAUCCGGAUGCCCAAGGUGGGUCCCGCCGGCCGCGGCAGCAUCCCCAGGCCGCUCCCGCUCCAGCCCCAGGGAGCCUCGCACCGCAGCCCUGCGGGCCUCUACGGUCUUCCAGCUGAUGCUGCGGGCUGCUUCCCGGCCACCUUGCCGCGAUACCUGCCCAGAACGCCGGGAGGUGGGCGCGUUGCUCUGCGCUAUGGGCUUGUCGGGCUUCUCGCUCAGUCCCUCUGUUAGCGCAGGCACCGGCCGUGAGCUGCAGGUAUGCGGAAUGGGAGCUGUGUUACCUGCUUCUCGGACGCCUUUCGUUUGCCCAAAGAUUUCAGACUUGGUGAUGAAUUAUUUAGUGUUUCUAUGCAUGUUUGAUCUUUAGCCGACAUAAUCCGUCUUUUCCUACAGCUUUCUAAGCACUAGGCCCGUAUUUGUUAACAAAAUUGCCACGUUGCUCUAGGAAAAAAAAAAAAAAAGACAGUUUUAACACGUAAAAGGCGUAGAUAAAAAGUAAAAACAAAAAACUGAACCAGAGCAAUAUGUUAAUUCGAAAUGGGGUGGGAUAUAUUUUCAUAUUUAUUUAUUUAUUUAAUACAGAAUCACAGAAUAACAGAAUAAUGAGGUUGAAAGAGACCUCUAAGAUCAAGUUCAACUUAUGUCCUAACACCUCAACUACAUUAUAGUAUAACUCAACCUCCUGAAUUUAAGAAUUUAUUUGUAUUUAUUAUCAAGAUUUAAUAUGAUGGCCCUUGUUAUUUGUCUUAUCUUUUUUGGCCUUUAGGUGUUAAGUUGUAAAUCUAGUAACAAGAUAGGCAUUUAUAACAACUGCCUUUCUUCUAAUCUCAUUUCAUUAUCUGUUAUCUCCCUUUCUGGGAAGGAAGAAUUUCAGAAUAGUAUGACUGUGUCCUCCUGCAGCAAGGUACAAUCAGUAGAAGUUGUCUGUGCAGAAGCUCCUGACCAAUUGCUGAAGAAUGCUGAAAGCAUGAACAAGAAAAAUGUUGAAAACAAACUAAUAAGGGUAGAAAAAUAUCAAAAAAAUGAAUGGUUGUGUUUGCUGUGAAUGGAAGACCCAGGAAAGUCCCUGUUGCAGGCAAUGGAUGCUUAUCUGUUUCCUUUUCUACAAGCAGAUCCUGGUCCAGAAAAUAUUACUCUGCAUAUGUAAAAGCCAUUUCUGUAUCUGGUACUGUGAGAAGGCACUGUACCGAUGCCUCAGGUCACUGAAAAUCUUAACUCAGUGUGACGUGAUUCUGCAGUCCUGGAUCCUGGCAGUCUUUUACAUUAUAGCUAUGCUGAAAGGUAUCUGAUAUAAUAGAGCAGUUUAGAAGGCAUGAUUUAAAGAUACAAGGGGUACAAAAAUCCUUAAAAAUAUCCAAUUUCCAACAUAAAUGUAGGAAAUCAACAUGAGUCACUACUGAAAUACUUCAUUUCUCCAGUUACUCCUAAAUACACUGAAAAAUCAAUGUAUCUACAGCUACCUGACAGAAUUGAUACAUUUGAUUUUUUUUUAACCCCUCAGCUUAAAAUCAGCCACCAGUAAUUGUUGGGGUAUUUUGUUUUGUUUUUACUGAAUUUGGUUUUGAUAAUUUGGAACUGAACAUUAAAUGUUUUCCAAUGCCCGUAAUGUAAAAAUAGGUAAGGGAAAGCUCACAGUAUCAUGUGUUAGCCUCUGGUGUCACAUUUCCUGACUCCAUACCAUCUUGUCCUGAGAGAAAUUUGAGAAGUGACUGCCCUGCUCUGCAAUGGUAUUAAUCUCUGAAUAAUGACACUUUCCUGAUUCACAAACCCAUCCACAUGGAAAAUCAAGAUAAAUUCCAUACUUAGCAAGUUAAUAAACUUAAUAAUGUCUGAAGACACAAUUCUUGGCCCAAGUAGAAGCUUUUCCUUCAAAGGGAUUUCUAUAUUACAUAAUGCCCAUUAGGUCCCAGCAGUUGUUUUAAUUUUAAGUGAAAUAUGACUGUAGUGAUUUAUGGUUCAUAAAUAUUAAAAUUAAUCUGAUAAAACAUAACAGACAUUUAAAAAGCAGAAGGUAAUUCCAUACCAGUUGGAUCAGUAGUUCAUUAAGAUAACUACUCUGUCAGAGUGACAGAGGAGAGAGAGCAUUUAGACCUGGCCACAUUCUGCAGCUUCUCAGCAUCUACAGUUGUAUUAGGGUCCAGCUCUUCCUGGUUCCAUUUGUGUCCAUUUAUGGAUCUUUCUGUGUGAGUUAGCCAGAGCUCCUUAUAGACAGGAUGACACUCUCCAGCUCCACAGCCAGCAUGGAAGUGAGCUCCAGAAAACCAUGGCUUUACAAAAAUUACCUUCUUCUAUCUUUUGAAAAGUCCUGAGUAGCUUCCUUCAGUAUUGCUUCCUUCUAGCUUCAAGGAUUUGGUUAAUAAAUACUCCAUGUUCAUCUUAUCCAUGCCUUCACAGUAAAUCUUGAUCACAACUCACCAGAUUCUGAUAAUUUCAGAGAAAUAUCAUCAAUGACCCCAAGACCUCUUUCCUAUGUCCAGUCCAUUGGAUUGGACAGAUGUGUUUUAGGUUGUUUUUCCUGGAGGUAUUCUACCAUGGCUGUCUGUGUUGAAGCCCCUAUGUGUCUCUUGCCCACACACUGUUUUGCAAGACUCUUCUGGAGUAGGAUUCCUCACCGCAAAAGUCAUUCUAGUGCUUUUCCAACAGACUGUACGUAUCCACCUGCUAACACACUAUUUGGUGUACUGACCACUAUUGCUCUAUUGUUAUACUCUUGGUAGAAAACAGGGUGCAUACAUGAUGUAUGGCUGUAUGAACAUACAUAGGCACUGUAUUUUCACAAGGUAAAUGCCAUCCUAUGUAUGAAGGGUGUAAUUGAAGUUUAAGAGUUGGAAACCCUCCCUCAUUGCUGAGUAGAAUUAUAUAUUACUCCCAUGGCCCUUUAAAAAUUAAAAAUUAGUAAAACCAGUGACUGACAUGAGUUUGGAUUGGACAGCAAGAUAAUUUAGGAGAACUCUCCAAACCCAAAAUGUGACAAACAGCUCAUAACAUUCUGAAAAAAAGAAAUCAGGAAUACUUCUGAGAAUAUUAGAAGCAUGUUUUAUGAGUAUGUGUAGAGAUAUGUCUGGCCAAGAACGGGAUGAAAGAUACAGAGCUCUGUAGAUAUGUUCAUAUCAUUUGUGUUUGUAUAUUGGCAACAGGCCUACUUAAUGGCCUUAUAAUAAAGAAUACAUCAGUUUAUCCCUGGUGUACUAGCUGUCUUCAGGGGACUUAGCCCAGAAAUUCUUUUGGCUCAGUGUUAACGGAAUACUUGGGAUGACUUGAAUUGCUUGAGUGCUUUCAUUUUUGUGAUGUUAAGGUGAGGUAUUUCCUCAGGCAGAAUUUAAUAUAUGCUUCUCUCGGGCAGAAUUUAAGAUCUGCUCCUAUUUGUUAAUGACGAAUCUAUCUACCAGAUGUAUUGCUUCAAAGAAUAAAUUUCCAGCAUGUGUAAAUGAGCUGUGUGUUUGCUUUUGUUUUCAAUCUACUUUCCAUAAUUCUUGCUUUUUUUUAUAAAAUUUUAUAAUAUGUCCUUUUUCACAAAGUCUCCAUCAGGAAACCCAUGUAAUUUAUAUCCACUUUAUAUAUCACAAUGGUGAAACACUUGUAAAGGUGUCUAUCCAGAUCAAUAACAAAAUUGAACUCAGCAUGCCCAGCCUUUGCUUUCCAACUUAAUGUUCUGGGUUACUUGAUCUCCACACUUUUUUAAGGUAAGUUGGCAUAUUCUACCACUGUUCUCUGUGUGCUUUCUGUUGAGAUAAGGUGUGAUGUUGUAGUUAUGUUCUCUGUAUCCAAGCUACAAUUCCUUUUGGAAAAGUUUGAUUUAUUUCAGUUACAUAGAAAGGUGGCAGCAGCCCUGAAGUGGUAUCGGGAAACACCUGGGGACAUGGACUGGUUGUUUCUCCCACUGGGAAUGGGGAAUGGAGUGCCACAGACAUUUCACUAUAGCACUAGAGUUUGGCUAAAGUUGUGUUUAGUUUGCUACUUAGAAAAGGUAGAGGAGGUGAGGCUGGCAUGACCUUUGCCUUUUAAUGCUGUUUUGGGUCAUCAGGUUACAGCAAAUACAUUGUGCAACAUCUUUUAAGUGCAAGGUUGAUUUCCUGCUUUUGAGUGUUGUGUGAAGGUGGUUUCUGUACUUUCAUCUAAGUAUACAACUUAGAGCAGUGUGUUUUACAAUUCAGCUGGUGUUUUCUGACUUCAUAACUGUUUCUCAUGUUACAUCAUUGUUAAAAAUUGUUUAGCCUGUUCUGGGUCCAGUAAUGUUUAAUGGCUUCAAAUAUGUCAUUCUAUUUUGCUGCUUUAGUUAAAUGAUGCAUUAAAACAUCUGCACUAAUCCUGGACACGUUUAAGUCUGAUUUUGUGAGUUAUGGAUUUUUUAUUAUUAGGAAAUCUUCCUUGUUUAGAAUGCAACUUAGUUUUCUUUGGGUUCCAUUUUUUCCAUCUUUGUGCCAUGAAACUUUGAGCCUGAAGGAUAAAUUUAAUACAAGUGAGCUUUUUAGUAUACUAUUCCAGAAAAUGUUCUGUGGUAACAUCAGACUGGACGUGGAUAAAAUAAAAAUAAGAGCUGCAGAAAAUGUCCACAUAUUGUAGGAUCAGACUUAAAAAAUCUGUUUGGAAUUGUGCUAUAAAAUACUUGUUUUGAAUUAGAGUCAUCAAGCUACCUUCUUAUGAGUGUGAGUUUUGAUUUAAACAAAAUCUUGUCAUAGCCAUUAUUCUCAAAAUAUUUAGCCAAAAAUGGUCGGAAGAUCACACAGACUUUCAUCUUUUCAAUAAUAUGAUGCUCAGUAAAGAGGUAGCUGGAUAAAACAAGCUCUAAAAUCAUAGGUGGGUAGUAAUUUUAAUUUGUUGUCUAUUUAUGUCUAAACUGCUAACUCUAAACCUUAUUGCACUUGAAAAUAGUACUGGAAAUCAUUAAGACUGCAUGUCUGCAGGGUCCUCUUUGAGAUAUUUUUUUUUUAUUCAUAGUAGGAGGCUGAAGUUGGAAUGAAGGAUUUGAGAAGUUAGACUUCGGGGUGGUCAAGGCUGGAAUCUCUAGGCCUGCUGUUAAUGGGCCCAAGUGGGUGGUAUUUGAGCUAUUGCCAUCUGUAAAGAAAAGGAAUUAUCUAUUUGCAAUAGAAAAUGCACACUGACAUUUCCUGCUCUGCAGGUGUACUCUGCUGAGAAAGACAGGUCCCUACCACCAGAAAAGGAGUCCAACAAUCCAUUUUUAAUGCAAAUCUCUCAUGGCCUGCACAGCUGAAAUGGCUUGGUACUUCUGCUUUAAAAUAGGCUGCUGAACAGGGCAUGGUUUUAAACAUGUAACAGAAAAGCCUGUAUCAAAUGCAAGAGUUUAAAUAUAUAUUUUUUAUUAGUAUCCUUUGGCUGUAUGCAGAAUUCUUUCUCCCUGUAUAUCUUUUCAGAGCCAAAUCUAAACAAAUUUGGCAAAUGUAUUAAGAUUUGCUGCCUUGGGGAAGCCCUGUUUUUUCCUAAAUUAAAGCCCUUAGAUAGGAUUUUUAACUGAGUGCACUUAGUUGCUCUUAUUAUGCAGCUGCUACUAAGGUGUAUCUGAUAAUGCGGUGCUGACCUCACUCUUUGGAGAUCUUAGCAGUUUAGUUUCUUUUUAAAGCCAAAUUAUUAGGGACUUUGUUGUCUGUCUUGCUAUUAUGAAUCAGUCCUUAUUAUUUUUUCAGCUCUUCCUCCAUUUCACUUUAGUCCUUUAGAAAAUUAAACUUGUUAUAUUUUUCUUGAAUAUUUUCCCCCAUCCUGCCAGAUUUGCCCUGAGGAAGCUUUUUACAAUGCAUCUCUUAAAGUGUCUUUGCUUAAAUGUAAUUACUUACUUUUGGCUUUGAGUCUUUUGACAUAUGCAGCCAUCUAACUUCAUAGACUGUGCAUUAUUUUACUGCACUUGGGAGAUCUUUUCAGAGAGGAAAAUAUAAAAAAGUAACAUGCAUCAAGUACAGUUUUUAUAAUUCUUAUGAAAUAGAAUGGAAACCACAUUAAAAGGCAGCAUCAAUUGGCAAUUCAUUUUUCUUUUAUUCUUGCUCCAAGAUCAUGCAAGAAAGAUCACUUACUAUAUAUUUUGUUUAACAAGUACAACACUACUAUCUUUGUGUUGGAAAAAAAGAGUAAUAGCAUUUGGUCUUUUACAUGUUGUGUUUUUUCACUCUCAGGAAUUAUGCUAAACACGUGGAUAGCUGGGGUCAACCAGGGUGAAGAAAGCUCAGAUAUUCCACUUGGCCUCAAACCAUACCAGCUGUGCUCCUUUUUUCUCAUUAGGCUCAGGCUUUUGUCUGCCGCAGUGCUAAGGCCAAUGAGAGUCCUGUCAUGAAUUCCCAGGAUGCAGUUUCUUGCUUUUACUCGUGUGUAACCUCUUGAGGAGAGUAGGGAAGGCAGCAGAAAUCUCUGGUCGGUCUAAGGCCAAGGGGAUGAAUGAAAAGUGGCCUUUCUUUAUCCUUGAAGAAUCACUGGAACUCAUUGGUACAGCCAAAUUUCAAGGUACUUAAUCAGCUUUUACAUGAAACUUGCUUUUACAGAUUGGGGUAGAGCAGUGAAUUUCAAGUGUCUGAGCAAUAGAGAAGCUCCUGAGGAUGUGGACUGCGUGAAGACAUUCCCUGCUUACCUUUAAUUAGCAGCUCUCUCCUGGAUGGGAGGGUUUUCUAGCCUUUCUCCUUCUUGGGAUAAGGUAUUAGAGGAGAUGAAUUAAGGCUCCUCCUAAAGGAAUGGGGAACUUUUGGUGACAUGGGAGCUGAUCUCUUUUGUUUUUGGCUGACAAGCAGGCUUUUCAGCUUCUUCAAGAUGCUCAGUGAUAACAGGCAGUUCAGUGAUGACCAUGGCAAUGACUAGCUGUUCAAGUGUCUUCAAGUUAGCUAAUGCAUAGGAAGCAAACACAUAGACUUAAAACCUAUGUAGUGAGAAAAAAACCCUUUGAGAUUUUUUUUUUCAUAAUUCAAAAUUUAAUUCUAUUGGAAAAUCCUACAGCAGAGACCAUUUUGAGUCAGAUAGCAUCUCCAUGCUGCACAUGAUCUUUGCUGUGACAGGAAGCUCCAGUUCUGGCCAAUCUGCUGUACAGUUUUGCUUCUCCUUUCCGUGCUCAGUCUGAGCCCACAGUUGGAACUGAUCCUGUGUUUAUCUUAAAAAGCUUUCCCAUGUGGAACUGUGAGCAGCCUGAAGUAGUAUCAGUAAUUUCUGCACUGUUUUGAGAUGCUGACGUGUUUGGAGACACUUGAACAGCUUAAAGUGAGGACGAAGGUAGAAUAUUCAAAAAGCAUUCAAAAAUAGGUAAUGCAGUCAAAGCUUAUUUAAAAAGCUAUUUAAACUAAAAAUGAAAACGAAUUAGAGUACUUGAAUAAUUUUAGGAAUAACAUUUUGGCACACAAACUUUUCCAAAUGCUUUCAGGGUCGUAUACUUGCUGUUCUUCCUUAGGUGGGAGUCCUGUUGAAACUGGUGGGAGUUGUGCCUGAAUAAAACUUUGGCCCAUGAUUUUCCCUAAUAUAACAUUUUUUUUCUUGAAUGACCUCUUGGCAGCCUUGUUUGUGGAAAAUGUUAGGUUACUCGAUCGUUUAUCUUCAAGAAGAGCUGUGGUGGGAACCUUAUAUUUAACAGCUACCCAUGUCAUAUUUGUGGAGAAUGGUUCUGAAACUCGCAAAGAAACCUGGGUUCUUCACAGUCAAAUUGCCUCUAUUGAGAAGCAAGCCACCACUGCCACUGGUUGCCCAUUACUGAUCCGCUGCAAAAACUUCCAGGUCAUCCAUCUGGUGAUCCCUCAGGAACGAGACUGCCAUGACGUUUACAUAUCUCUGAUACGUCUGGCUCGACCAGUGAAAUAUGAAGAGCUGUAUUGCUUCUCCUUCAAUCCCAAAUUAGACAAAGAAGAACGAGAACAAGGGUGGAAGCUUGUGGACCUCAAUGAGGAAUAUAAUCGGAUGGGUGUUCCAAACAACUAUUGGCAGAUUAGUGAUGUCAACAGAGACUACGGAGUCUGUGACUCCUAUCCUACAGAAGUCUACGUACCAAAGUCUGCAACUGCACACAUCAUAGUGGGGAGUUCUAAAUUUCGCAGCCGAAGGCGUUUCCCAGCUCUUUCCUACUACUGCAAGGGUAACAAUGCCUCCAUAUGUAGAAGCAGCCAGCCAUUAUCUGGCUUUAGUGCUCGAUGCCUUGAGGAUGAACAGAUGCUCCAGGCCAUCAGAAAAGCCAAUCCAGGAAGUGAUUUCAUAUAUGUUGUUGACACUCGGCCCAAACUCAACGCAAUGGCAAACAGAGCAGCAGGGAAGGGAUAUGAAAAUGAAGACAACUACUCCAACAUCAAGUUUCAAUUCAUAGGCAUUGAGAACAUCCAUGUUAUGAGAAAUAGUCUGCAGAAAAUGCUUGAAGUUUGUGAGCUGAAAUCACCUUCAAUGAGUGACUUUCUGUGGGGCCUAGAAAAUUCAGGCUGGCUGAAGCACAUCAAAGCCAUUAUGGACGCUGGCAUUUUCAUUGCAAAGGCUGUGGCUGAGGAAGGUGUGAGUGUGCUUGUUCACUGCUCUGAUGGCUGGGAUAGGACAGCCCAGGUUUGCUCUGUAGCAAGCCUUCUGUUGGAUCCAUAUUACAGAACUAUGAAGGGAUUCAUGGUGUUAAUUGAAAAAGACUGGGUUUCCUUUGGCCACAAAUUUAACCACAGGUAUGGCAACUUAAAUGGAGAUCCAAAGGAGAUAUCGCCUGUUAUUGAUCAGUUCAUUGAAUGUGUUUGGCAGUUAAUGGAACAGUUUCCUUGUGCCUUUGAAUUCAAUGAAAGAUUCCUCAUCCACAUACAGCAUCACAUCUAUUCUUGCCAGUUUGGGAAUUUCCUGUGUAACAGCCAGAAAGAGAGAAGAGAGCUGAAAAUCAAAGAACGAACAUAUUCAUUGUGGGCUCACUUGUGGAAAAAUCGUGCUGAUUACCUGAAUCCUUUAUACAGGUCAGACCAUAGUCAAACCCAAGGGACCCUGCACCCACAGAUCGCUCCAUGCAACUUCUUGUACAAGUUCUGGAGUGGUAUGUACAACCGCUUUGAAAAGGGGCUGCAUCCUCGACAGUCAGUUACUGAUUAUCUGAUGGCAGUGAAGGAAGAAACUCAGCAGCUGGAAGAAGAGCUGGAAGUCUUACAAGAGAGAUUGGCAAAUCUUCAGAAAUCACAGUCAGGUAAUAAUAAAGUCAAGAGUAAGCAGCAAGACCGAAACAAACAGUUUGGACUGUAUACUUCCAACAACAGCUUAGCUAACACUCCUCAGGAGUAUAGCAAUGAUCUGAAAUCAUUCCCAUCCCGGAGCCCUUCGCAAGGAGAUGAAGAUUCCGCCCUAAUUUUGACACAGGACAACCUGAAAAGCUCUGAUCCUGACCUCUCAGCCAACAGUGACCAGGAGUCCGGUGUGGAGGACUUAAGCUGUAGAUCCCCAAGUGGGGGUGGCUGCUUGCCUAGUGAAGACAGUGGCAAGGACUCUGAUGAAGCUGUAUUUCUGGCAGGCUGAAAUACCUGCACGGCAGCAAGGAUCCAGAUGAUGUAAUCUUACACAGUCUGGAAUGACAUCUUUUCAUCAGAUGAAGAAUGGAAGUGGUCUGUGGCCUAAAGAAAUAAUCCAAAGAAAGGGAACUGUGCAAUUGUGUAAGUUAAGAUCCAAGCAGAACUAGUUAUUACUAAUUUUAAGACAUUACACUAAAGAAAGUUAAUAUCUGCUGUUAUAUUUCAUUAAGUCAAUAUGGUGGUUGUUUUAUCAAUGCUGUAUAUAAUUAUUCCUUACUUUGUACCUUUCCAUAGUUAUUUAUUGGACAGGAUAAUAGUUCUUUUCCUAAGAUGUGAAAUUCCAAAGUACUCUUACACAAGGCUGAAGAUGUGUUACUGUUAGCCUCACUGGUGAAGCAGUCAACGCUUAUUUUUGUAGACCUCAUUUGCCUUCAGACAUAUUAUGUAUAUUCUUUGCUUUUUUCUUCACAAGAGGUUAGAACAAAUAUUUUGCAUAUUCUCCUACUAAUACUCUUUACAGCAAAGUAAAACUAACAAAUGGACACCCUGGCUCAAGGGACAAAUGAAGUUUUGAUCUUGAAAAAAAAAAUCCAUUAAUAAGCAGUUGUCGCUGCUGCAUCUGAAUGCAUCCCAUUUGUACUCAAUUCUCAACCAGUGUUGAAAGUUCAGUAGAUUCUGUGACCAAAACUUUAAGGAAUGUAACAAUGCUCACACAGCCUUUGUGCUAAAACACCCCUUUGUAACAAAAGGUACACGAGGCAGUUUACUCUUGUUUUGUUAUCAAGUUUGUUUGUAUCUUACCCCUGUUCCAAUCCACCUAGUUAAGAUAUACAGGUAAAAUUUUAAAGGUGAUUAAAUCCCUGAUUCUUCAGCCUAUUUUCCUACAUGAAAAUGUUUUAUUUGAGUGGGAGUGAGGUACAUACCCAGUAGAGAGAAUAGGGAAUAUCAAAUCACUUACAGAAAUCAUGUACAAAAACAUCACUCUGAAUGAGUAAGUAAAUGAAAGCUAUGCCCAUAAAGGAACUGUUACAGAGAGUAUUUCUUCCAAAUUUCGUUAAUCAAAAUAAACUAACCAUAACCAACUGGUGUUUUUUAUCCUCACACAAAAUCUCCCGUUUAGUAUUUGCCAACCUGAAUGGAGUGUGGCAAUACUAAUUUAAGAAAGGGACUGAUUCACCAUUCACCAGAAAGUUUAAUCCCAUUGAAGAAUUCAGAUAUUUUUAAGAACAGGAGUAAUAGUUUACAUAAUCAACAGUUCAGAAGUAAACCACUGAAAAAUAUUCAAAAUUCGGAAUGCCUUGAAACUCACUAAAAAGGUGGCCAGCCAUAUUAGGCUGCAACUCUUAUUUAAAGCCAGCAGUUAAAAAUGUAAUUCACAUGGCUGCUUUUAUGUGCUUGGAGACAGUGCAGAAUUGAACUCUAGUAGAGCAAAGUGGUAGUAAUGUAAGUUUACUUAGAUUGCAUUUCACACUACUCCUUCAAGUACAGACCUAGAGAAAGAACUGUAUUAUAUAAAUAUACCUCAAUUUAGAAUCAUUAGAUUUUAUUAUUCAGUCUGCUUUUCUGGAAUGGCUUUUCAUUCUGUUCUGUGAACAAUUUAUAAAAAGUGAAUAUGUAAACUUCAGUAUUAUUACUGUCCUCUGAAGGGAUCUGCUGCCUUUGAACAAAUAAUUCUUAACAGCAAGGUUUAUCUUAAUGUUAUACUGGAAAGGCCAGAUCCUCAAUUUGAUAAAUCACUAUAGCUCAAUUCAAAUAAAAAGAAGUAUAAUUUAUAUUCUGCUGAGAAUCUAGCCUUCUGAUUUUUAAUCUUUAUGAAUUUUUAAUAAAUUAAAGCCCUGAUUUUAACCACACUCUUAGAAGUGUUUUGUAUUUUGAACAUAGCCUGUAAACUUUAUGGCAUUAAAGGAGAAUUUCAAUGGGCUUUCUCAAACUAAGGAAACAUGCUGCAAAGUUACAAUGAAAACACACAAAUAUUCUGCCAAAAAAGCUGUCUGAAAAUGGGCAAUGUUACUGUACAGCUUUAAAAAGUAAAAUUGUAUAUGAUGAUAUUGUGUUCAACUAGACAUGUAUAGAAAUAAAUGCAGAAGAGCAAGAUAUGCAAAUUCAAAGCACUGUCUUUGUGUUGUAUGCAACUCCUUGCAACUGGCUUUACAACUAAAAUAUUAAUAUAUUAACAUUUUCUUUAUUAAGCCUUCACUUAGCAGCCCUCUGUGAUGUGUCUUUUAGUCCUUGGAAUUUUGCAUUAACUAUUACUGCUUACAGUGUACUGUAUGUAUUUGUGGCAUUAUCAGGCUAAUGAGAAACACCUUCAAAUAAACACUUAGGUGUUAUGAAAUGUUAUUUCACACCAGAAAAUGAAA